AUGGUGCAACAAAUAGAGGACAAGAUAAAAAUUAGCAAGGAUUGUUUAAAGAUUUCUUCGGAUAGACUAAAGUUGCUAGCUGAUCUAACAAGGUGUGACAUUGAAUAUCAAGUUGAAGAUAAAGUAUUCUUAAAGGUGUCUCCAUGGAAAAAGAUAAUGAGAUUUGGAAAAAAUGGAAAACUUAGUCCCCGAUUUUUUGGACCUUAUGAGAUACUUGAAAGGGUUGAACAAGUUGCAUAUAAAUUGGCUUUACCACCUGAAAUAGACAAGAUCCACAAUGUCUUCCAUGUUUCUAUGCCUAGAAGAUACUGUUCGGAUCCAUCUCAUGUUCUUCAAGUUGAAUCUAUUGAGGUCAAUUCCAAAUUGACGUAUAAUGAAGGACCAAUCCUAAUUCAAGCUCGGGAAGUACAUAAUCUUAGCAACAAGACAAUCCCCUUAGUAAAGGUACUUUGGAGUAACUAUUCUGGAAAAAGAAGCUACUUGGGAGAGAGAAAAAGACACGAGGACCCAAUAUUUGCACUUUUUUCGGGACUAGAGUAA
Solanum lycopersicum (tomato) is the source of this 540-nucleotide messenger RNA. RefSeq lists its product as uncharacterized. The record is from RefSeq and is a predicted model, not a curated record. NCBI's taxonomy places the organism in Eukaryota, Viridiplantae, Streptophyta, Magnoliopsida, Solanales, Solanaceae.